AUGGACUUGAACGGGUCCUCGGCUUCGGUCCUGGCUGUGGACGCGGCUGACUUUCUCCAUCCGCAGUUCUCCGCCAAGCAAUGGGUCAACGACGUUCUCCGGCGCGCACACCCAGCAUCAUCAUCAUCAUCAGCAUCAUCAGCGACGACGACGCAAUCGCAGACAGGCCAACGCAGCAGCAGCAGCAGCAGCAGCAGCAGCAGCGUAACGGACGAUGGCAAUGAGAUCAGCCAGACGGCGUCGGCGCUCGUCGUCAAGCUGCAGCUGCUGAUGCAGGACGUGAGCGCGUCGCUCGAGGACGCCGGCCAGCGCGUCAUUCAAGCAAUGCCAAGGACACUGCGCGAUAUUGACACCAUCCGGGUGGAGGCGAUUGCGCUGAGGGAGCGGAUGGGCACGGUCGCAAGCGAUCUGCAGGCCGUCGAGUCUGGCACCUACGCCUCCAUGAAGGUGCUCCUGGAGGUCGAUGCUGUGCGGGAUCGCAUGGAGGCUGCGACAGUCAGCUUGAGGCAGGCGGGCACCUGGGCAACGCUCGCCGCCGAGGUCGACACAAUGCUCACUUCUGGCGACGUUGCGGCCGUCCGGCAGCACCUGCACGAGAUGCGGCUGUGUCUGUCGUCCAUGGGUGCUGACAAGUCGUGGCAGACGGCGAGUGGAGCAACCGCCGGCUCCUCGGCGGCGACCCCGUCCAAGCCCGCGGCGGCAGCAGCAGAAAAGCAGGAUGCCGCGCAAAAGGCAGAACUUGACGGCAAGCGUGCGCUCAUGCGCUCCUGCGAAGAUCGGUUUGAAGCCCGAAUUGCGCCGCGUCUAUUCCAAGCCCUCAACUCACACGACGAGGCUGAAACCAAGCUGUACCUCGACUGCUUUGAGCAGAUGGGCCGCGUCGCGCAAUUCGAGUCGUACUAUGCGCGCUGCCACGCCGCAUCCGUGCAUCGCUUUUGGAAACCGGCAGCAACGGCACCAGGCCAGGGCGGUGCACAGGCAGGCGCUGCGACUCCCAUGACCGAGUGGUACCCGCUGUUCCUGGACGAGCUGUACUCGGUCAUCAAAACCGAGCUGGGCUGGUGCGUUCAGGUCUUCCCGUUGGAUCGCGCCAUUGCCUUUGUCACGGCACUUGUGGUUGCCUCGCUCUCGGGCUUGACCUACCCGUCACUGACGGCAGCGCUUCCCCAAGCCCAGCAGCUUGCAUCGGGCUCUGCCCUGCCCGCCCAGUCACCCGUCAUUGAUUUGCUCAUCCUGUUGCGAGCUGCGCACACCACCGCCACCGAUCUUGCUGCAGCCUUCAAUAGCGCCAUCUCGACUGGACUGCAUACGCUUCACAGCAACCCCGACCAGCUGGUUUCGCAUCGCUUGGCGGGAAGCGCGUCCUUGUCAACUCCUGUUUUGUCGCCAUCGAUCUCCUCUACCGUGGACGCAGACAAUUCAACGUCUAUUAUCGGAGGAGACAACGCAGCUGCUCGAUGCGCACCUGCGCGUCUUUUGCGUCCCGAAAAACAGCGCGAAAUUUCUCGAUUACUGCUGACCCCUUUCGACAAGCUCCGGGACGAAGCGAUUGCCCUGGAGCGACAGUAUCUGCUUGCAUGUCUCAAUUCCAUUGUCAAGUUUGACCCGCCAACACUGGCAACGUGCCACGACCACAUUCGUCACCUUGGCGAUGCCAUUCCACGCGUGUUUGUGCUUGCAGAGCAGGCGGUGACUCGCUGCGUCGAGCUCACCUCUGGCAGCGGCGUUCCAGAGCUGGGUCGCGCCAUCACGACCCUGGUUGGGGCCUUGGUCUCAAAAAUCACCACCGCCGUGUCACAGUACCGUGCACUUGGCCGAUUGGACACACCACAGCAGCAGGCGUCGCAUGCCGCCAAUGGUCCCGGCUCGACCGCCCAGUCGCGGAGCGCGUCACCUGCGGCUCUAACGCCGAGCGCUGCCGCGAGUCUUGACAAGGACGACGAGUGGGGCAUGUUCCAAGCAGCCAUCAAGGUCUUGCAAGUGUGCGGCGAUAUCAUUGAGCGCCUCAAUGGCCUCGAUGAUGGCCUGGUCUUUGCCGCGCUUGAUCACAUUCCUGCGUUGCUCGAGGCUGCAGCCGCCAUGCGCGGUGGUAGCAAGGACGGGCAAUCCGCCAGCAGCAGCAGCAGUGUGACUGCAGCAGGAGCUGGAGCAUCCAGCGUAGCGACUCCGCCAGUCAAUCGGGGUGUUUCGCAGCAAAUGGUCCCUUCCACCCCCGAUGAUGUGGAUAGCGGAGUGUCCUUUACCCUUCAUUGCCACUUGUCUGAACCACAGCAGCGGGAGCUGUCGUCGUGGAUGGCCACGCUCGUCCAAAAUGUUCGCAACCAAAAGGAACGGUCGACGCAGGCUGAAAACAGCAAUUCGAGCGUUGCUGCACUGCUUGUCCAUCCGCAGGUGAUUGGCGACGCGCUUGCUGAGGCUCUUUCACUGACCAACCGAACGCACGCCCUUGCAGUGGAUUGCAUCUUUGCCUUUAUCGAUCGCCGCUUGGUCAAUCUGCGAAAUGUUCGCUUCUCCUCGACCGCCCCGUCUGGCGUGCUCGUCACUGACGCCGCGCCGUCCUUUUCGCUGUCGCCUCUUGAUUACAUUACGCAGAUCGGUGAGCAUUUUCUCGCCUUGCCCGUCCAGCUCGAACCGCUCGUCAAUCCCGACAACAAGCCGCUGCUUGUGGCGCUUGCCCACGGCGCACUGCCCGACGCAUAUUCCAAGUCGCUGUUGCAGCAUAGGCAGCUCCAUCCGUCGCCCUCUGGCGAGGACGCGCCAGCGCUUCCGUUCGCAGAACAAUGGCUGACGGCUGUCGCUUUGGUUGCCAUGGAUGCCCUGGCCAGGCGCUAUUCGGAGCUUCCACGUCUCUCCCCCAAUGAUGUUCGGCAAAUUGCGACCGAUAUUGAUUAUUUAAGCAACGUGCUCUCCGCUUUGGAUGUUACACUCACUCCAACCUUGGCGUACGUCCGCCAACUGUUUGGCGCUCCAGCAGAAAAAUUCAAAUCUCUACAAGCCGAAAAGCCUGUGGGCUGUGAUCCGUCCAUCCACACAAAGAUCGCUAGCAUUCGAGGGAUUGUGCUUUAAUCGUCGCAA
Messenger RNA from Capsaspora owczarzaki ATCC 30864, 3075 nucleotides. RefSeq lists its product as hypothetical. The coding region runs from base 1 to 3066 and encodes 1021 amino acids. NCBI's taxonomy places the organism in Eukaryota, Filasterea, Ministeriida, Capsasporidae. The record is from RefSeq and is a predicted model, not a curated record. The transcript is spliced from 4 exons. Gene Ontology annotation, biological process: Golgi organization; intracellular protein transport; retrograde vesicle-mediated transport, Golgi to endoplasmic reticulum. Gene Ontology annotation, cellular component: COG complex.